GAAGAGGGGACGCGAAUCGAGGAGAAGCAUGAAGAAAAUCCCCGGAAUCUGAGCAGGAGGACGGGGAGAGCUUCCUCCCUGUCUCGUCGGAGGUCGACAGGAAGCGGAGGUGGGGCAGCAUGGAGGAGGAGAAGCAGUUUCUUUGUGGGGUGGUGGAAGGUUUCUAUGGUCGGCCCUGGUCCAUGGAUCAGAGGAAAGUUCUCUUCCAAUGGAUGCAGCGCUGGGGGUUGAACACCUACCUGUAUGGUCCAAAGGACGACCUUAAACACAGACUGCUGUGGAGAGAAGUCUAUUCUCCCGAAGAGGAAGCUCAGCUGCGCACGCUCAUAGCAGAGGCCCAGUUCAGAGGCCUGAGGUUCGUUUACGCUCUGUCUCCUGGUCAGGACAUCGUCUUCUCUUCUUCCUGUGACCUGACGCUGCUUAAACGCAAGUUGAAACAGGUCUCAGACCAGGGUUGUCAAGCAUUCGCCAUUCUCUUUGACGACAUCGAUCACUCCAUGUGUCAGGCCGACAGCGAGGCCUUCGCCUCGUUCGCCCACGCUCAGGUCACAGUAACCAAUGAGAUUUAUCAGUUCUUGGGGGAACCAGAUGUCUUCCUUUUUUGCCCAACAGAGUACUGCGGUUCUUUGUGCUCUCCCAGUGUGUCCAAGUCUCACUACCUGCAAACCAUUGGAGAGGACCUCCUGCCCAAUAUAACAGUAAUAUGGACAGGCAGCAAAGUCAUUUCCAGAAAACUGUCUUUAGACUGCCUCGCUGAGGUGGAGUCUGUCCUCCAGCGAUCCCCAUUAAUCUGGGACAACCUGCACGCCAACGAUUAUGAUUCCAGGCGUCUCUUCCUGGGGCCUUUCAAAGGUCGAGACCCUAAGAUUAGGAGCCACCUGAGGGGCCUGUUGCUCAACCCCAACUGCGAGUUUGAAGCUAAUUACAUCCCACUGCACACACUGGGAACGUGGUACCGAACAGGGAAGGAGGAAAUGAAAGAUGAGGAGCUUGAGUACUGUCCUGAUGGAGCUCUGACUGCUGCACUCCAUGACUGGAUGGAAGAACUCAAUCAGCCUCUACAAGCAGGUCGUCAAAACUCACGAGCCGAUCAGCGAGUCUCUGUUGUGUCAUCGCGCUCCAAAACUCCCGACAGGUCCAGCUGUCGCUCCACCUUCAGAGCAACCUCUGCUGUAGCCAAACUUCCAGUCUUCCCCUUGAACUCCAGCUCCCCUCCAUCCUCUCCGCCUAUGGGCAAAAGGGAAAGAGAGGGUGAAAAAGAGAGGACACAGCAGUCCAGUCAGCAACCUCCUGUGUCCAGGUCAGGGGCGCCCACAGGUGGAGGCCGUGCACAGAAGGCCCAAGGUCGGGGGCUCUGCGGUGGGAAGGGUCUUCUGAGCGAAGCCCAGGUCCGGCUGCUGGUUGGUCUUCAUUAUCUCCCCCACGAGCACGGCCCUUCAGCCCAGAAGCUGCUGCAGGACCUGACCUGGCUAAAAACAAACUGCCACCUGGUCAGCACCACUGGCAAGAAGACGCAACCCCAGAAGGUUGAUGAGUGGCGAGGACGGGCCUCCAGGUUCCUGUCUCUGUGUGAAGAAAUCGCACAGCUCCACUGCAGCGUGGUGGGCGGAGUCAACAGGGCUGUGCUCUAUGACCUCUACCCUUAUGUGUGGGACCUGAGGAACACCGCUCUGGUGGCAAAGGCCUUCAUUUCCUGGCUGGAUGGACGGGUGCUGGGCGACAGCUCAAACCUCGGCUCCUGGAGGAACUGCUUCCACUGGUGCGGGAAAACCACCGGAGUGGACGUGUCGGGGGUGGACUCAGAGCCGUGGGUGUUCAAAGGGGGAGUGUCCGGGGAAGUGCAGGUGCUCCUCCCAAUAGGCAACAGCAGCGAACUCUUCACUCAUCCCCCUCCUCUCUUCCCUACCUCUCGCCUCUACAACAUCAGGCCGUAUCACAACAAAGACAAGGUGGAGCUGUAUCGGAUGGUCCGCCAGCUUCACCUGAGAACUCAGGGAGGCCAGGAGUCCAGCAUGGCUCAUCCAGAUGUCAUUGGAGACAGAUGUCUUGGCCCGUGUCUGGCGCUGAGCCCAGAGUACAGCUUCGUCCUGGAAGACGAGCUCGGUGUUUGUGGCUGCGUGCUGGGCAUCUUGGACGUCGGCUCCUUCGCCAAGCGGUGCCAGGCCACCUGGAUACCUGCCAUGAGAGACAAGUACCCACCCAAAGGGAACAACACCCUCACCAACUCGCAGGACUUAAUCCGGUUAAUGGAGGAGGACCAGGGGGAGUACCCAGACUCGCUCCUUUAUCACUUCCCCUCUCAGCUGCGACUGGACGCCCUGCCUGAGCUGGUGGACGUCAGCGUCAGCCGAACCCUGAUCACCGCCCUCUUCACAGCGCUCAAGGCCAACGGUUCUCAGGGCGUGUUCUGUGAGGUGCAGCCCACGGACCAUCAGAGGUUGGAGUUUCUAACCAAGCUGGGCUUCCUGGAAAUCCUGCGAGGAGAAGCCCGGAGCAGAGAGGGGGUGGUGCUGGGGAGGCUGCUCUGAACGUGUUCAACGCACAAACGCACACCUUCACAGAUGUGCAUCUCCCUUCAGACAUCCAACGACUGGUGCCGUUUCUAUUAAAGUUCUCAGUGUCUCUUUUUCAUUAGGGAGGCGGCAACCAAAGGUGGUGAGGUAUAAAAUCUCAGUCCUUACUGAGGCUCCUAUAAGCUAAAAUUGAAUAGUUGGUGUUUGUUCAGAAGAAUGAUUGGCUUCUUACAUGUGUUUAUUACAAACAGAUCUAUCAGUUCGAGAAAACACUAUUGUAACAAAACAAGUACCGGUACAUGAAUGGGAGGGGCUAUAAGUUGCACUGGAAGAGCUGAAACACUGAGGCACUUCUACAAACACAACGUUCUGACCAGAGUGGAGCAGAGAUAAGGGAGCUCGGAAAACAUGCAGGUUUGAGGGUUUUCAGGGACAAAUCAAGAUGAGCCUCCAGGCUUCGGAGCAAUUUUCAAAAUAUGAAAUAAGUGUUACAUUUCAAUCGUUUGGAGAGGAAAUGUGCUCACCUCUUUUUAGAUUAUUGACCUGGUUUACAAGAUUUCUUUACGCUUUAAAGAAAAUGACAGAGAUGAUUGAACUGGGAGCAGAGCAUUAGAUCCAAGAAGCUGGAUUAUACACUUCUGUGGAAGAAAAUUAUUUUUUUUUAAAAUUUGCAAUAUAACCCAGAGCCAGAAUCACAGCACCAUUCAACCAUAAGAAAGACUUUUCUGGUUUGUUUUAGUCUCACAACCCCCGUUUGUUUUAUUUCUAGACCUAAGCAAAAGAUGGAAAGACAUUUGUUCUCAGCCCCAAGUUCUUCAUGAUCUUCAUGAGUUGGUUGAAUAUUCAUUUUACAAAAA
Molecule: messenger RNA, 3370 nt
Organism: Nematolebias whitei (Rio pearlfish)
Lineage: Eukaryota; Metazoa; Chordata; Actinopteri; Cyprinodontiformes; Rivulidae
Product: protein O-GlcNAcase
Exons: 17
Coding region: 120-2528 (802 amino acids)
Biological process (GO): glycoprotein metabolic process
Molecular function (GO): beta-N-acetylglucosaminidase activity
Source: RefSeq, a predicted model, not a curated record